AAGCACUUCGAAUGACGAUCGUAUCCGAGUUGGUCUAUGUCGGUGAUGGGUUCUGUAUAGAAGUAACUGGGGAAACAACAUUUUCAUUAUGGCCAUGGUUUCAAAAGCAGCUAUAGGUAUUGCAGCGGGUAUAUGUGGAACAUUGUUUAUUGGAUAUUGUAUAUAUUUCGACAGAAAGCGAAGGAGCGAUCCCAAUUUUAAGAAGAAAUUAAGGGAACGAAGAAAAGCUAGAAGAGGUGCUGCUAUCAAAUCAUCAGGGACAAAACUUCCAGAUCUGAAAGAUCAUGAAGCUGUUCAAAGAUUCUUCCUUCAAGAGGUACAACUAGGUGAGGAACUGUUGGCACAGGGCGAUUUGGAGGGCGGGGUUGAGCAUCUUGGUAAUGCAGUUGCAGUAUGUGGGCAACCAAAUCAGCUUCUGCAAGUUUUGCAGCAAACACUUCCACCUCAAGUGUUCCAUCUUCUGCUACUGCGCCUUCCUUUAGUUGGCCAGCGGAUCGUAGCAGAGAAUGCCACAUCUGUUACAGGGAUGUCUGAAGAUGAUGUGGAAUAAUAAGUAUGCUGGUAGAUAGAGUAGCAUCGAGAAUGGUCAUACAGCACACUUAUACAUUAUUGUACUUUUCUGAGUUCAUAAAAUUGACUGCAAUAACAGAUUAUAUAUAUAUAUAUUUUCAGCAUCAGGAACAGAUUUACAGUGGUGUAUAGUGCAGUUAGUCCCAUUGAGCUAUGCAGUGUGAAAUGAUGAAGGUUCACUUCUUUUCAAAUACUAGUGUUGCUACUCUGUAACACCUUGACUUGUUAAAAAUCAUAAUCAUAGCAGUUCACAUAGGAUUAAUCUCAUACAAAACAUAAUCUAUUCACAAUCCCCUUCCCCCAUUUGUGUAUACACUUAAAAGUAUUGGACAUCGCUGAAAGAAAUUAUAAUUUAAGCAUAAAUAAAAUAAUGCAUUUUGAAUUUAGCACCAUUCUCUCUGAAAUAAUUUUACCAUAAAUGUAAACUUCAAGAGCAGAAUUAAGCAUUUGGUGUGCACAUAAUUUAAGAAUGCGUUUGAAAUUUUGUCCACAAGAACUCCCUUUUCUUCACCUUUAGAUCAUACACAUUCGUGUACUUGAUUUUAUAUCUUUAGCUGUUCAGAUUUCCAUUUCCUAUCAUAAAUGUAAAUCCCUAUACUAAAUGUGUGUUAAAAUGAAAUUGACUUAAUUUAGUUGCAGUCAGGGACCUUCAUCUCUUUCUAACAUCAUUCUGAAAUGUAAGAUAUUUACAUUGUGAGGAAUAAGGCUCCAGAGAGAGAUGUAAGGUUUCAUCUUAAUAUAAUUGACACUCAUGGAUUUGUUAGUUUUUGCUAUAGAUUACAUUUAAAUGUUGUAGACUUUAACAUGCUGGUGCAUCAGGUUUGAUGCACAACACACACAAAAUAUGUGGUUGCAUAGCUGUUCAUUCUAACUGAACUCAAGUUUCUACAGGAAAAACUGAUGUGCAAAGUAAAAAGCUCCAUUUAAAUGAUGUCCUUUUGUUACCUAUGCAAGAGUCCUAUGGUAAUGAUGGUUUUGCUGAACCUCAAUUGAUGUAGUCAGAAACCUCAGUAUAUCAGAUACCACAGCCCAGAUAUGUGCUAGGAAGGAAGUGAUUUAUCAACCAUAUACUGUAUUAAUAUUUCAUUAAAAAACUUAUAUAAGAGGAAAA
Zootermopsis nevadensis is the source of this 1681-nucleotide messenger RNA. RefSeq names its product translocase of outer membrane 20 (gene Tom20). Gene Ontology annotation, biological process: protein targeting; tRNA import into mitochondrion; protein import into mitochondrial matrix. The record is from RefSeq and is a predicted model, not a curated record. NCBI's taxonomy places the organism in Eukaryota, Metazoa, Arthropoda, Insecta, Blattodea, Termopsidae. Gene Ontology annotation, cellular component: mitochondrial outer membrane translocase complex. Gene Ontology annotation, molecular function: transmembrane protein transporter activity.